Messenger RNA from Lathyrus oleraceus (garden pea), 1128 nucleotides. Its product is annotated as F-box/kelch-repeat protein At3g23880. The coding region runs from base 1 to 1128 and encodes 375 amino acids. The transcript has a single exon. NCBI's taxonomy places the organism in Eukaryota, Viridiplantae, Streptophyta, Magnoliopsida, Fabales, Fabaceae. Gene Ontology annotation, molecular function: protein binding. The record is from RefSeq and is a predicted model, not a curated record.
AUGACACACCCCAAAACCUUCUUAUGUGAGGAUCUCCUCAUUGAAAUAUUCUCAUGGCUUACCGUCAAAUCCCUUAUUCGAUUCCAAUGUUUAUCCAAAUCUUUGAAAUCCUUAAUCUCUAAUCCAACUUUUGUGAAAUUGCAUCUUUCAAACUCACGAAGCGGUACCAAUAUAUUAUACAAGUUCACACCUUGCUAUAAUAGAACUCUUACUUUAAUGAAUUACUCGUUAUCCACAAUUGUUGAGGAUUUUAAUUUUGGUUCUAGUUUGAAAUCAGAGUACAAGUUUGAAGCUGUUGGUUCAUGUAACGGAUUGGUUUGUUUGGUUGCUCAAGAUGUUUUUAAGUGGACAAAAUAUCUAGUUUGUUUAUGGAACCCUAUCACCAAUGCAAAAUCCUAUAAACCUUGUCUUUUAGUCCAUUGUCAUCCAUAUUCUUGCCGUACUAUGUUUGGAUUUGGUUAUGAUAGUUUAUACGACACUUACAAAGUCGUAGUUGUGCAUUUCAAGAGAUCUGAAUUACGUCGAGGUUCAAGAGAAUCUGAAGUAAUUAUUUAUAAUAAUCGUGAUAAUUAUUGGAGAAAUAUUCAAACUUUUCCCGGUUUUACAGCUUUAGGACGAUCUAAUGGAAUAUAUUUGAAUGAAACUAUUAAUUGGUUGGCAACUUCUGACCUUGAUCAUUAUUGGGACAAUCCUAUUUAUAUUGUUUCACUUCAUCUUGGUAAUGAAACAUAUAAACAAAUGUCACUGCCUUCUUGUUUUGAUCAAGUCCAUCGUGUCAAUGAUCAAGCUAAGGCAAGUCUUGGGAUUUUGAAAGAUCAUUUGUGUUUCUCUUAUGAUGAUGAUAUCAAAAGAACUCAUUUUGUUUUAUGGCAAAUGAAUGAGUAUGGAGUUGAAAGUUCAUGGACUCAAUUGUUGAAACUUAGGUAUCAUGCUCUUGAAAUUGAUCAACAAAGUAUUUUACCACCUCUAGGAACUUUUAAGAAUGAUCGCUUAAUCCUUAUGGAGAGGAUAGAUGGUAAACUCCAAGCAACAAUUGUGUAUGAACAAGAAGGAAACAUUGAAAUUCCCAGAAAUAAACUUUGGAUUUAUACUAAGGAUUAUUUACCAAGCUUAGUUGCACCAUGGUAA